Messenger RNA from Vigna umbellata (rice bean), 949 nucleotides. NCBI's taxonomy places the organism in Eukaryota, Viridiplantae, Streptophyta, Magnoliopsida, Fabales, Fabaceae. The record is from RefSeq and is a predicted model, not a curated record.
AUGCAACGGAUCGGACGGACGCUUGGUGACGGACGUCUUCUCACAAGCUCUUGGCUGAGGGCUGGACGCGCUGGGAAGGGCCGAACGGGCUCUCGUCUUCAACAAUCUGUCCAGAACUCAUACCUGGAACCUUUANAUGUUCUACUUUCAUUGAAGCAGAAGUAUCCUGGUCUAACUCAAACUACCUUGGAUACCAGCAAGAUCCAGUGCAACAAGGAUGUUGGAAAAUCCAUACUUGAGAGCUAUUCAAGAGUUUUGGAGAGCAUGGCAUUUAACAUUGUAGCUCGCAUAGACGAUUUGCUAUAUGUGGAUGACUUGACUAAACAUUCAGAUAGGUUUCCGUUGGUUCCAAUGACAGUGUCUGUCUCAGGCACUCCUCACAAAGCAGUUGGAACACCAAGCUUUUCACCUGCUCCAUCACUCAUUAGUCCUGCAAGGGGAGAGAGAUCUCCUUUCCUCAACAACAACAUCAACAAUAACAACAACAACAACAUCAAACCUCAACGUCGUGGCUUUGGGGUGAGAAGAGUAUUGUCGAAUUAUCUUGGUGCAGAAUCAAAAGAAACAAAGAAUUUUAGCAGUUCAACUGUUGUGGUGAAUGGUUCUAACCCAAGCUGCAAUAAAAGAGAACAGGCAGAACAUCACAAGAAGCCACAUGCCAUGAAUGGCAAGACAAAAUGACUGGUGGGGCUUUACAGUAAAACAACCAUAUCCUUGUAUCAUUUAUUGGUAGCAUCUGUUGUUUGUUGUGUUGUUAGUUGAGAAUAGAAGUGUGAAGUUGUUGGGAUUAUUAUUUGCAGUCUUCAGCUGAAAUCUGACAAGGGUAAGUUCAGGACCAAUUGUAUCGAUUAGAAGAUUGUAUUUAGUGUAGAUCAUUUAUCUAAUGUAUUUAGAGGACAUGGUUUUUUUCCCAUCUGAGAUCAUGCCUGAAUUUUUCAUCCCAAUUUGU